Molecule: messenger RNA, 3510 nt
Organism: Ornithodoros turicata
Lineage: Eukaryota; Metazoa; Arthropoda; Arachnida; Ixodida; Argasidae
Product: EF-hand calcium-binding domain-containing protein 4B-like
Exons: 20
Coding region: 148-2322 (724 amino acids)
Biological process (GO): vesicle-mediated transport
Molecular function (GO): GTP binding; calcium ion binding; GTPase activity
Source: RefSeq, a predicted model, not a curated record
UCGCCGUGAGCGUAUAGCAGGUGCGCGCCUUUCGUCAUAGACGACGCCCUGUUCUUACUGACGCGCCACGUCCAGUCACUCUGUCUGCAGGCAAUCGUGCCGCAAAGGGUAAAUUUUUAAAGCCCCAAAUGAGUCAACUUUAGAAUUAUGGAAGAGAGGACACCCGAAAGACGUCGAUCGUCUGUGGUACCAGGUCAGCUUCGAGACGCCUUGACGAGGAAGGCACACGAUCUUUUCUCGCUGUGUGACAAGGAAAACAAGGGUUUUGUGAGCAAGAAAGACAUGCAACGCCUUCACGGCGAACUGCCCUUGGAACCGGACCAGUUGGAGGUAGUGUUUGACUCGCUGGACACGGACAACAAUGGUUUUCUCACACUUGAGGAGUUCACUGCUGGAUUCGGAAAAUUCUUGGGUUACGACAAGGAACCACGACGCAUGAGCUGCUUCUUUGCACCUCAAGGAGAAUGCUCGCAGUCAGCAGAGUCAUCAUCAAAGGAUGUAGAAGAUCAAGAAGAUGAUGAGCAGUUUGAAGACUUCCUUGACAGCCUCGGUGCUCCGGCUCCUCUGAAAGAGGAGGAAUACGUGAAAAAUACUUGGGUACGGCUAAGGCAAGAAGAUCCGACGAUGCUCGCUCACUUUGAGACAUUUUUGACUAAAGUUACGAACAGUAUGAAGAAGAAUGAAACCGAAUGCAGCACAUUAGGACAGGCAAUCCUUCAGAGAAAAAUGGAGCAAGAUAAACAUGUUGAACGCCUGUAUGAAGAGAUGGAGAACCAAAUGAAAAUUGACAAGGAACAGCUGCUGGCAGAAGAACGGCAAAAAGAGCAAAAGCUUCGAGAGGUACUUGAAGAAAAGGAGCACCUCUUGCAGGAAGUUAUGACCAAGCACUCAGAGCUCCAACGUCAACUCAAGAACCUCAACAGCAACGAAGCAGGGACCAAGGAAGAAAAUGCUCGACUCCUCAAGGAACUAAAGAAACUCGACCGACGUCUGCACGACUCCGAAUGUGCUGUUCAAGAUACACAGCGCCGCUUGGAGAGUCUCCAGCACCAAUCUACAGACGAGAAGCGACGGAGGGCAAGGACUGCUCUUCAGGUGACUGAAAAUAUCGCUAUGGAACGGGAAGACUUGGUAAAGCAGCUCGAGAAGCUCAGGACAAUGAAUAAAGAGUUAUUGGAUCACAAAGAUGAAAUUAACCUCCAUGCAAACGCCAACUUGCACGCAGCCGCUGGUGAAGCAUCCUCCAUACAAACGACCGUCGUUCGUCGCCAACAUGAUCCGUGCAAGGAACCACAGGACGACCCUCGACGCGGGAGCCGGCUAUCGGAUUAUAUCAAAACACCCGCCCCUACACUGGAAGUUUAUGAAAAUCUACAAGAAGACUGUGAGGUGGAUGAGAGUUACUUUGAGAGGGGAACAACUCCACCGGUCUUCCUUGGAAUCGAGGCAGCUUUAUCUCAGUUUCAACCCAAUGGCUCUCGUGCUACAAGAAAUGACACUGGAAAGAGUAAAGUGAGACCGCGAAGUAGGUCCUGUGAAUUCCGUGCAACGUCUACGUCGUGUAAAGGUUUCGUAUCUGACGAAGAUUGUAGCGAAUCAGGGCGUGGAGAUUCAUUGACGUCACUGCCAACGGACAGUCAUAUCGGUACACAGCGGGUGACGUCACCAACCGAUUGUGGAGAGGUGGAAGGACGCAUAACCAGCCAGACAAAAACUAUUGUGCAUCCAGAGAGGGUGUUCAAGGUGAUCAUGGUUGGUGACUCGGCAGUGGGAAAGACAUGCUUCGUUAACCGUUUCUGCAAAGACACAUUUUUUAACGUGUUCAGGGCCACAAUAGGAGUUGACUUCCAAGUGAAAUCAGUAUCGGUGGAUGGUCGCCCCGUCGCGUUACAAAUGUGGGACACAGCUGGGCAGGAGAGGUUUCGUAGUAUAACCAAGCAGUACUACAGGAAGGCGGAUGGGGUAAUCAUCAUGUAUGACGUCUGUUCCGAGCAUUCCUUCUGCAGUGUACGCUCCUGGGCCUCCGUAUUGGACUCUGAAGGAAUGAACAGUAAUGUGGCCGUCAUGCUUUUGGGUAACAAAGUCGAUCUCAUCAGCAGUUCGUGUCAACGAGAAGUCAAUUACAGCGAAGGGGAAAGACUGGCACAUGAAAUGGGCGCACAAUUCUACGAAACGAGCGCAAAGUCCGGUCAGAAUGUCGUCACCGCAAUGGAACACAUGGCGAGCAUACUGAAGGUCCGUGAAGACGAGGAAAUGGAUAAGGCUCUCCGCAUUGGUGAAAACGCCCUGGAAGUGGAUUCCACGAGAAAGCGUUGCUGCUAGACGCCACCUUUCUCCACAACAUUGUGUUCAACGUGCUGAGGGCUUGGUUCCGUGACAUUUCAUCGAACGCCGUUUCAUGAAAGCGCGUUUUUUAUUUUGUAGGAAGUAUCGCGGUCGUUACAGACGACUCUCUAAAAAACGUACUCGUCAGGAGUCUUAGUUAUGCCGUUGUCUGCUUAAAUCUAAAUGAUAUCACGCCCAUAAGUGCAAAGGUAAUGCAGAGAUGGACGUUUCGAUACAACGGACGUUUUAGGGAAAAAGACGUUCCCUGACUCAAAUGGGUCACUGUCGAAGCGUCGUCGUCAGUCACUCGUGUUUCUAUCCAAACAUAAAAGGAAACAACGCAAGUGUACGUAAUAUGUGUGCUACGAGGCCAGCAUGCCGCUUUUAUUAAUGCUCCCAAAAUAAUUGUUGCCAAACAUGAAUCUUAUCUGAUUGCUUUCCACUCUCAUCUCAUCGCCAGGCAACGGUCGUAACACAUUGCUCCAUAGCGAAAUUUCCUUUCCAUCCAAACAUCCCAAGUAAUUGAAAGUAAUCAACAUUCUUGAAAAGCUUAUUCCGUUGAAAAGCAAAACCGGCGUUCCUACGAGUGAAACUUCCGGCCUUAGUGCUCGUCGUUGUCAUCGAGAUCGCCGGAUGUCGGGGCUUGCAUCAUUCUCAAGGGGUGUCACCUCCAGAUUGUAUUCUUAGUGAGGACAACGAAAACGGAUUUGCAUGACUUGUACAAGUCGCAUGCUGACGGGUUCGGUGAAGCGGGGUUCCAUGAAAUGGCGUUCGAUGAAACUGAGUUGGAUGAAACGGCGACGAUGCAAUUUGCGGACACCAAUCCAUUCACCACUAGAGAUUAACAUGGGGCGGGCUCGGGUUACCCACAGCUUUCGACACCGGGACGGGCUGUACCUGACGACCUUUAUUACGCUUCCACCCAAGAUGACAAAGAGCUUCGUCUGCUAAGCGAAGACGAACUGUGCCUGUCUAGACUUUACCCAGUACGGCUGAUGACGAUGAUAUUCCGAAACCCGGAGGAAAACCAGUUCGCAGUGUGUCUUGUGAAAGGAGCGCAGCUGUACUUGAAGUACUACGACGGUAUCCUUUUCCUCCACAAUAUUUUUUAGUAGAGAGUGCAAUGUAUCGGUAUAUCUAUAUGCCAGAAAUGUGUAGCGAAAUAAACUCGUGGGGUUUGUGACA